AUGGAAUCUUGGAGUUAUGUUUCCAAUGAGAAUCAAGGUUCUGAAGAAAUGGGGUUUUGUGAAAUGUUAGGGAAACAAUUUUCAGAUGAUUUCAAUUUCAUUGGGAAUGUUUCAAGCAAGAAACUUGAUGCUAAAUUUGGUGACCCAAAUGGGUUUUCUUCAAAAGGGGGCUCAAUUUCCAAGCUUUCUAACUCUGUGAUGGAAACUAAUGGUUGGGAUUCUCUUAUAGAUUUGAAGCUGGGACAUUUUGGUGAUCAUGGUCAUGGAGGAUCUAUUUUGUCUUCUUGUGAAUCAUCAACACCUCCCAAGAGAGUGAGAGUGCAUUCACUUAAUGCAUAUUGUCAAGUUUAUGGCUGUAACAAGGAUCUUAGUUCUUGUAAAGAGUAUCACAAAAGGCACAAAGUUUGUGAGGUUCACUCCAAAACUGUUGUAGUCAUAGUGAAUGGAAUUGAGCAAAGGUUUUGUCAACAAAGUAGCAGGUUGUUUCAUUUGUUGUCUGAAUUUGAUGAUGGUAAGCGCAGUUGCCGUAAACGACUUGCAGGCCAUAAUGAGCGUCGCAGAAAACCACAAGCAGGCGUUCAUUCUGCGAAUUCCAUGAGAUUGUUUCAGCCAUGUGGUGAUAUAAGGUUCCACGGAACCAAGCCGCCACAAGCAUCUUUUAUCUGUCCGGAGGUGUUCUCGAAUGGUUUCUCGAGACUGAUUAAAUCAGAACAUGAAACUGGCUUUAGACCUUUAUCUUUUGUGCCUGUUGUGAAUGGUCAUCAUCAACCAAGGUCUUCGCUUGCUUCGUACAACGACAAACAAUUUCCCUUUCUUCAUGAAAAUGUUGCCACAUCCAUUACAGGUAGCAGCAUGUUCAGUGAAAACAAUAACCAUUAUGUACAUUUCGUUGGCAACACCUCAUUAGGAAGGGAAGACUUCAAUGCUUUUCAUGUAGCAUCAACUGUUCGAGGAUUAUCAGGAAUUUUGAUAUAUUGGUUACUUUGGUCUGUGAGGAACAGGAGUAUAUUUGGCCUCUUUUGA
Lathyrus sativus (Indian pea) is the source of this 1023-nucleotide messenger RNA. NCBI's taxonomy places the organism in Eukaryota, Viridiplantae, Streptophyta, Magnoliopsida, Fabales, Fabaceae. The record is from the annotation of a GenBank genome assembly.